This is a messenger RNA of Penicillium maclennaniae, 714 nucleotides long. RefSeq lists its product as uncharacterized. Bases 1 to 714 code for a protein of 237 amino acids. The record is from RefSeq and is a predicted model, not a curated record. Lineage: Eukaryota; Fungi; Ascomycota; Eurotiomycetes; Eurotiales; Aspergillaceae. The transcript has a single exon.
AUGUCCACCAUCGGUCGAAUCUCCAACUCUAUUCUCUCCGGGUCGAAUGAAAACAACUUAUCCUUGGCGACGGUAAACUUUGACUUCUCACUUAUUCAGAUUGAAGCUCCAAAGCAGUAUGAACCCCUGGCGUCGGCUCUCUCGACCCAUCGUCGGCAAGAUGCAGAGGAGGGUCAACCGCAUAGAACAGCCCGCAGGCUUGGUGCUCUAUUCGAGGAUGUCAUUGAGUCUACUCCGAAAUUGAUAGACGCCUUUGGCCAAAGAGUUUCGCAAAUUGUACAGACGCCCGGUAUUAAUCCCCGGGGUAACUCUACCCAUGGCCCCUUUGAGAAGUUCGUCGGUGCGGACGGAACAACUCUCUGGGCUGCUGCCACAUCUGGAGUUCCCGCUAUUGGUGUCUAUCUUCUUUCAUGCCUGCUAGCCCAAGCCUGGGAUUCAAAACAAGCAACCGCAUUGUGGGUGGAGCUAGUCGAACAACGGCAGAGAGAGAUUCAAUCGGCAUAUGAGAAUAAUCACAAGGUCUCCAUGUCUACUCUAUUCAGUGCGCGUCAGGAAAUUUCAAGAGAUGAUCUGGCACGUUGGGACAACAGCGCUAGAUCUUGGCUGCGAAGCGCCAAUCAGGCCAAGGCCUUCGAGUGCAACCAGUUGCUGCUGAUCAGCAAAACCUGCAGCUUUUUCCAAUUGUCACACAGACCGACACUUACAAGAAUGUGA